This is a messenger RNA of Leopardus geoffroyi (Geoffroy's cat), 13024 nucleotides long. RefSeq names its product basonuclin 2 (gene BNC2). The transcript has 9 exons. The record is from RefSeq and is a predicted model, not a curated record. Lineage: Eukaryota; Metazoa; Chordata; Mammalia; Carnivora; Felidae. Bases 223 to 3636 code for a protein of 1137 amino acids. Gene Ontology annotation, biological process: regulation of DNA-templated transcription. Gene Ontology annotation, cellular component: nucleus.
AUCAGUCACCUGAGCGCAGAGGGGCCGCGGCGAGGGCGCGCGCGGGCGGGCGGGCGGGGAGAGGCGGAGGCGGCGAGAGCGGCGGCCCGGAGGAAAUCGGGAGGGGGAGGGAAAGAAAGGCCGAGACAGAAGGAGCGAGAGGCGGCCGAGGGGCUGGUCCAGGCGCGGCCGCUAAGAGGAGACCAAGAGGCGGGGGCUGCACUUGACAACCAGCAUGCCGAGAUGAUCAACGAAAGGGAUUCUUGGGUCCUGGAGACCAAAGAAAGAAUCGGCAGGAGUGCUCAGGGUAAAUUGAUGGAUUGCAGAGCCAGGCUGUCAGAAGAGGCAGAAGUGGAUGUGAGAGAAAGAGAGACACAGAGAGACAGAGAGCCAAAGAGGGCAAGAGACUUGACUUUAAGAGACUCCUGUACUGACAACUCCAUGCAGUUCGGAACCAGAACGACUACGGCUGAACCAGGGUUCAUGGGGACAUGGCAAAACGCUGAUACUAACCUCUUAUUCAGAAUGUCCCAACAGGUUCCAGUGGCAUGUGCUGGCAGAGUGCUGGGUGCAGACUUUUGCCCAAACCUGGAGGAGCCAGACCAGAGGCUGGAAGUCCAGGCCAUCCGUUGCACACUGGUAAACUGCACGUGUGAAUGUUUUCAGCCGGGGAAGAUUAACCUGAGGACUUGCGAUCAGUGUAAACAUGGCUGGGUGGCACAUGCCUUGGAUAAGCUCAGCACGCAGCACCUAUACCACCCCACCCAGGUGGAGAUUGUGCAGUCCAACGUGGUGUUCGACAUCAGCAGCCUGAUGCUCUACGGGACACAAGCGGUGCCUGUGCGGCUAAAGAUCCUUCUAGACCGUCUCUUCAGUGUCCUGAAGCAGGAGGAGGUGUUGCACAUCUUGCACGGCCUGGGCUGGACUCUGCGGGACUACGUCCGGGGGUACAUCCUUCAGGAUGCUGCCGGCAAGGUGCUGGACCGCUGGGCCAUCAUGUCUCGAGAAGAGGAAAUCAUCACCCUUCAGCAGUUUCUGCGAUUUGGAGAAACCAAAUCCAUUGUGGAGCUGAUGGCAAUUCAGGAGAAAGAAGGGCAGGCCGUAGCUGUACCAUCUUCAAAGACAGACUCAGACAUAAGGACUUUCAUUGAGAGCAAUAAUCGCACCCGGAGUCCCAGCCUUCUUGCUCACCUAGAGAACAGCAACCCUUCCAGCAUUCAUCAUUUCGAAAACAUCCCCAACAGCCUUGCAUUUCUGCUUCCAUUCCAGUAUAUAAACCCAGUCUCAGCCCCACUGCUUGGAUUGCCUCCAAACGGGCUACUGUUAGAGCAACCAGGACUGAGGCUGCGGGAACCAAGCCUUUCAACCCAGAAUGAAUACAAUGAGAGCAGUGAAUCUGAAGUAUCUCCCACACCUUAUAAGAAUGAUCAGACGCCUAAUAGAAAUGCCCUGACCAGCAUUACCAAUGUGGAGCCCAAAACUGAGCCAGCCUGUGUGUCCCCCAUUCAGAAUUCUGCCCCAGUCAGUGAUCUAACCAAAACUGAACACCCAAAAAGCUCAUUCCGGAUUCAUCGGAUGAGAAGGAUGGGGUCAGCUUCUAGGAAAGGAAGAGUGUUCUGUAAUGCAUGUGGGAAGACAUUCUAUGACAAAGGUACUCUCAAAAUUCAUUAUAAUGCUGUUCACCUGAAGAUCAAACACCGAUGCACGAUCGAGGGUUGCAACAUGGUCUUUAGCUCCCUCCGAAGCCGGAAUCGCCACAGUGCGAACCCUAAUCCUCGCCUUCACAUGCCUAUGCUACGAAAUAACCGAGACAAAGAUUUAAUUCGUGCCACAUCAGGAGCUGCCACUCCUGUUAUAGCAAGUACAAAAUCAAAUCUCACACUCACAAGCCCUGGCCGGCCCCCAAUGGGUUUUACCACUCCCCCAUUAGACCCCGUCUUACAGAAUCCUCUGCCUAGCCAGCUGGUUUUUUCUGGGCUAAAGACUGUACAGCCAGUUCCUCCAUUUUAUAGAAGUUUACUCACUCCAGGGGAAAUGGUGAGUCCUCCAACCUCCCUCCCAACCAGUCCCAUCAUUCCAGCCAGUGGUACCAUAGAGCAGCACCCCCCACCACCCUCUGAGCCCAUAGCACCAGUAGUGAUGAUGGCCACUCAUGAGCCCAGUGCUGACCUGGCACCCAAGAAGAAGCCCAGGAAGUCCAGCAUGCCUGUGAAGAUUGAGAAGGAAAUCAUUGAUACCGCUGAUGAGUUUGACGAUGAAGAUGAUGACCCUAAUGAUGGCGGAGCUGUGGUCAACGAUGUGAGCCAUGACAAUCAUUGCCACUCCCAAGAGGAGAUGAGUCCAGGCAUUUCUGUGAAGGACUUUUCUAAACAUAGCAGGACCCGGUGCAUUUCAAGGACUGAAAUAAGAAGGGCUGACAGCAUGACUUCUGAGGACCAAGAACCUGAGCGGGACUAUGAGAAUGAAUCUGAGUCUUCAGAGCCCAAACUAGGUGAGGAGUCCAUGGAAGGCGAUGAGCACAUUCACAGUGAAGUGAGCGAAAAAGUCCUGAUGAGCAGUGAGAGGCCUGAUGAGAACCACAGUGAGCCCUCUCACCAGGAUGUCAUCAAGGUGAAGGAAGAAUUUACAGAUCCCACUUACGACAUGUUUUACAUGAGCCAGUAUGGACUGUACAAUGGUGGGGGGGCCAGCAUGGCAGCCCUGCAUGAAAGUUUCACAUCGUCUCUGAAUUACGGCAGCCCUCAAAAGUUCUCCCCAGAAGGUGACCUGUGUUCUAGCCCAGACCCCAAAAUCUGUUACGUGUGCAAGAAGAGUUUCAAAAGCUCCUACAGUGUGAAGCUUCACUACAGGAACGUUCACUUAAAAGAGAUGCAUGUCUGCACAGUGGCUGGCUGCAAUGCUGCCUUCCCCUCUCGCCGAAGCAGAGACAGAAACAGAAAUAUACGGAUGGAAAGAACCAUAGGUCCAGGACAUCGAGACAGCCUGCAUCUCCGUAGACACAGUGCCAACAUAAACCUGCAUCGCAAACUGUUGACCAAAGAACUCGAUGACAUGGGCCUGGACUCAGCACAGCCCUCUCUUAGCAAGGGCCUCCGGGAUGAAUUUUUGAUGAAGAUCUAUGGUGCCCAGCACCCCUUGGGGCUCGAUGUCAGGGAAGACGCCUCCUCUCCCGCAGGGACUGAAGACUCCCACCUGAACGGGUACGGGAGAGGCAUGGCGGAGGACUACAUGGUCCUUGACCUGAGCACCACCUCCAGCCUCCAGUCCAGCAGCAGCAUCCAUUCUUCCCGAGAAUCCGACGCAGGCAGCGACGAGGGUAUUCUUCUCGACGACAUUGACGGGGCGAGUGACAGUGGGGAGUCAGCACACAAGGCCGAGGCCCCUGCCCUCCCUGGCAGUCUAGGGGCUGAAGUUUCAGGAUCUCUGAUGUUCAACAGCUUGUCCGGGAGCAAUGGUGGGAUUAUGUGCAACAUUUGCCACAAAAUGUACAGCAACAAGGGGACUCUGAGAGUGCACUACAAAACUGUGCAUUUGCGAGAAAUGCACAAGUGCAAAGUCCCUGGUUGCAAUAUGAUGUUCUCCUCUGUGCGAAGCCGAAAUCGGCACAGUCAGAACCCUAAUCUCCACAAAAACAUUCCCUUCACUUCAGUAGAUUAGUCUCAGAAUGGACACUACAAAUGCCAGCUCUCACCAGAUGGCCUACAUGUUUGAACUGCCAUAGUCAGUGUGUGCUUGUGUACCUGGGUGUGUGUGUAUGUGUGUGUGUGUAUACACAUGUACGCCUCUGUGUCUACAUACACACACACACACACACACACACACACACACACAUUUUCUUUUCUUUAGAUAUAAAAAGAUAAACACUAGGUGCUUUUGAAAUUGUUUUUCUUUUUCCUUUAUCGUUUUGGGAAAGGGGUGGGAUCUUUAAUUUGGGGGUGAAAACAAAGUACCCUUAAAAGACACAUACACACACACACACAUAAAGUGUGCAACCGGCCCAAAUUCUGACAGAAUAAGAAUUCUUAGUCCUCUGCAAAGGGACAGUUUCUUGUACCCAUGAUUGUUGCCUGCAAAAAAAUAAAAGGGAAAAAAAAAAAAGAAAAAAGAAACAAAAAAGGAACUUCUAAUAGUUGUCUUUUGUGAACUUUAAGGUUUUGAGAGAAUCUUCAAUUAAAGCAUGGCAGAUUCACCUGUAAAUAUUUAGCCUUGAGAGGCCAAUGAUGUAAAGCAAUUGUAUUGAUGGUUGUUUAACUCUUUUGUUUAAUUUUUACAGUUACAUCCAGCUGUUAGAUAUGCAGGAAAAAAAUAGUUUGCUGGCUAGCUCUUUUCAUUUAUGUUAGCAUUAAUGCACAUUUCUUUAAAAAAAAAAACAACAAAAAAAACCAUGGUCUUGUUUUUACUACCUGCUAGAUAGAGUGAUAAGGAGGUGCUGGCAUGCUUUACAGCACAGAUCUGAUUUUUUAAAAUGUCCUGUACUAGUACAUAAACCCAGUCAUGCACUUUUUUUCAUACACUACAAGGGGACGUGUAAUAUCCAUGCUUCUUUUUUAUCCUUAAACUAUUGCCAUACUUCAAGUAAGUGUCUUUUUUAAAAAAAUUCACUUGUAUAAAAAUGGUCUGGUCAGUAUAGGGCACAAAUGCCAAACAAAAGUAUUAGUGUUAACACAAAACUGCCAACUUUGCACAAGUUUCCAGGAAAGAAAAUACAAUUAGUCACUCAACAUAACCACAGGCCAAUUUGUCGGCCACCAGAAAACUGCUUUAAAAAAAAAAAAAAAAAAAAAAACACUUGGUGAUUCUUUCAAGGGCCGAAUGUUAUUAGAAUCAACAUUGCAUCCUUCUUGCUUAUAUGUUAAGUUACAUAAAAGGAAAACAAAAUUAUGUGGUGUGAAACAGCCAAGGCAUUUAUUCUUCAGAGGCAGGAUAAUAUUUCAGGAUACAAAAGCCCAAAUUACUCACUAUGGAACAAAGCUGAAUGCAGUAACAGUGUUGAACACUCAUUUGCAGGACCUACCCCUUCUCCUUUAAAAAGAAAGCAAAAGUCUGAACUGGGUUGGUCUGUUGUAUGGCUGUGUAAUUUGUUGCAAGUUCUGCAGUAGUCCUAUGAUUCAGGCCUGUCUGAUAGACAAAAUCAAAAGACAUUUCACAGCAGCAGUACUUGGAAGCUUUGAAAACAUGUGCUGAACUUGAAUUGAGCAACACUCCUUUCUGAAAAGCCAGACGAAGGGGGGUUUAAAAUAGGAUCUCUCACUGUUGAGUGUUUUGUGUUUCCCCACAUGAUUUGUCAGAGAGAAAUGAAAGCAAGCCUGAAACCAAGCAAUUGAGAGUGAGAAAGAGGGGGAGGCGAUUCUCCAAACCUUUUUUGUUUUGUUUUGUUUUGUUUCCGAUGUUUACACAUGUUGCCUGAGCUGGUUAACCACAUGGGCAGCCCUCAGCUACCACAACAUACUCACUAAAUGAUGAUAUUUACUCAAGUUCAGUCUGCAGCCAAAACCAUUAGGAUGUGCACUGCAGACUGUGUUUUGUUGUUUUUUUUUUCCUUUUUUUUUAAGGUGGGGGUGGGAGGGGGGGAGACAGAUAAACAAGGAAUAUUUUGUCUAACAGUACACAAUAAUUUAAAAGAGAAUGUAUUUCUUUUUCUGCAUUUAGUGGCCUCAAACAUUUCUCUCAUCAGUCUAAAAGUUAGAAAUGCCCCCCUUUGUUUUAACUUUGCAUGUUUCCAUUUUUCAUAUGUUUUGUAAUUAUUUUUUUCUAUGUUCACAUCAGCAUUCACUUCCGUUAAAUUUGCCAAAGGAAACUGUUAAUAUGUUUCUGUUGUUAUUAUUAUUCCUGUAGGAUUUAUUGUACCUCACAGUAUUUAUUGUUUCCAAAAAUAAGCAUCAUUAGUUGAGGAUUCAGUAUUUUUAUUUGUAAAAAUUUCAGAAACAAUAGAUUCUUAAAGAUAAGCUAGACUUGUCUAGAAGCUUCAUCUUCUCAUCUCCUUCAGAGGAUACUAUGGGGUUCAUUUAAUUCACUUUGUUCUCCAGUGAGGAAAGACCAAAAGUAUUUGCAGUACAAAAGAAACCAUAUCAAACACUAUGUCUGUUAAAUGACAAAUGUUUACGGUAAAAAGCUGAGGAAUUAGUAAUAACCAUUUUUGUUUGCUUGUACCUUUGAAUUCCCCAAAGUCUUAAUUGCUUUAUUUUGGUGUUGUGUUAAAUUGAAUAGACAGAGAUGUUUUCCUUUGUUUUAUACCAUAUAAGACUAUGUACAGUAUGUUUGUGAAAAACUGAACUAGAAUAAUGAAAGUUUGUUUGCAAACAUUUUGGUCCUCUUAGCGUUCUCUGUGUUGUGCUGUUGCCCCAUUACGAAAUGAUUCGAUUCAAAAAGGGUGGAAAAAAAAUGUUUUUAGUAUCCCAACAAAAGAUCAUGGAAACACUAGCUGUUGGACUGUGGUAGGCUGAAUUACACUUAGCUUUAUGAAAAUAACACAUUUUUAUUUCAGUGAUUUUUAAAAGUUACACUGUUGGUUGAGAUAUUAGAACUCAUCUUGUACAGAAUCAGUGUUUAGUCUGUUUAAUGUCAACUAAAAGGUCAGAUAGUCCUAGUGAGUGAAUUCCAUAGCUGUCAGCAGGUCACAUCAGUAGAUGAACCAGGCUUAGAACAAAUGUUUGUUACUUGCCACAAACUGGGCUAAUGCGGAGAGCCAGUUGGAACAGUCCAGAAGUAAUGAGAUUCUCAAACUAGAAUUUCCCUUGCUUGGAAAUUUGAAUGUGUUCACCUGCAUUUUGUCAGAGUAAUGGCAGUGAGUCCUGGGCAACUGGCUCUUUUUAAGUAUCUCCCCUAUUUGCUACUACUUUUGUGCCUCAAGUGCCCAGAUGUUAUGGUGGCCUUCUAAAUGGGUGAAUAACACUUUCCAAUAUAAAGCCUAUUAUUGCUUAAAAGGGAUGGGGGAGUGGAUGGAAGCGGUACAUGAAAUGUAAAAUUAUGAACUGCACAGAGGUUCCCGUCCCAAAGUGUUGCCUGUUCUUGGGUGCGCGCCCGAGUGCAAUGUUUGGCUUAACUGUAAACCUAGUUAAGAUGGUGACCCCAAGGCUUACUUGCAAACAGGAAGGAGAAAGCAUUUUAAAUACUGGGCCCAUCAUCUUUGUCUGCUCCUACUUGUUUGUUUCUUCAUAGGAGUUUUCUUUUGUGAAACUUUCUUUCGAGCUGCAUCCAUCCUGUGCUGGCUGAAAAUUAACAGCGAUGCAGAUUUUCAUCGAAGCAGCUUUUUCCCAUUUGAUUAAUUUUAACCACAGUUUUGUCACAGGUAGAAAAUGAGGCAGUAUUAUUAAUGUGCAUGUUCACUAGCUGAUGUUGAAACUUACUGUUUUGAUCAUUCUAAACUAUGUUUUUGUACAUAUCAGAAAGGCUUAGUCUGCUUUAGGGAAUAUCUGCAUGCUUAUGGAGGGGGAUGACAAAGAGCAAGAGAAAGGAUAGAUAAUAAGUAAUUUGGUUUUUAAAAUGUGAUUAAAAAGCUUGACAUUCUUUGUUCUGCUAUGAAUUGUAUUGAGAUAAGUGAACCCAGUGUAACGCAUCUCAGAUCUUAGUCUAGCUGUCCAAUUCAGCCUGAUGGCUUUUGAAGGUUUGAAGGUAUUAAUGUUUCCUUCUCAACGUGACAAACAUCUUUUUUGAGAACAUAUUUAGCACAAUGGUGCCACUGUCCUUGUAGUGUGAUUUCUUUGGUCAUGAAUUUCCAGGCCCUGCCAAUAAGAGGAGAAAGACACUUAACUGGUUAAUAGCCCUGUUAGUGUAUACAUUGCUCUUUAAAAAAAAAAAAAAAAAUAGCAGUUCUAAGAAUAGGCUGUUCUGGAGGCAUUCCCCCCAUUUUACUCAGGAGAACCCAUGCUCUAGAGUGCCACCAAAUAAAAAGUGACCUUUUGUUCCCCUUCCCAUGUACACACCCCAGAUGUGUACCAAGCAAACGGGAAAAUGAGAACGGGGGCCAUUAAAACAUAAAGAAGCCAGUAAUCAGAUUGAGGUGGACACACUACUUACUGCUAAGUGUUGACCUGAGCAGUCCCAACUUGUACCUGGUGUGUUGGUGUUGGAUUAGAUUGGCUGUUAACAGAGUAAAUAAAAUUCAACUGUAAUAAGACACACUAAUCUAUCAUAAACCAGUCAUCCGGAAGAACCUUUCUUUUAUCCUAUGGACACACCCUUUUUCUUAACUUUUAAGCAAUUAGAACAAAUGCCAUUUUUAAAAAAACUAUUCGAAUUAGAGGAUGUUGCUAUUUCUUCCCAUUUUUUGAUCUUUAAUGGAAGGGGUCUAAGUGUGUAAGGAGGGCAAUAAAGGGCAGGUACCAAAAAAGACUGGUGGGAAUGAGUUUUUCCAAAAGCAGAGCAAGGGAUACUGAGUAGGGGAUAGGAACCUUCCCUGGUUGAGCGUAGCUGGGAAAGAAAAUAAUGAACUGGAAGUGUUUGUUCAAAAGAAAAGUCUGGUACAAUUUUUCCCAGCAGUGGGUGAGGGCAUCUCGAUGCACUGCCCCGCAGAACCCCCUGUGACAGGUGCAUCACUGCACCCCAAUCUGAGGAAGAGGGGAAAGCGAAGAAAACUCGUGGAAUAACUGAGGAUCCUUAUGGGUCAGAAGAGCCAAGGGCAGCUGUGGGGUUUUUUUGUUUGUUUGUUUGUGGUUUUGUUUUUGGGUGGGAAGUGAUGCUGGAGUCCCUUAGGAGAGCAAAAAGAUGUGAUGGGUCACCCAGGGUAUAGAAAAAGCCAGUGGUCAAAUUGAGCUCUUAAAUGUCUUUUCUCCAUCAUUACUUUGCCUGCCCCUGUAGCCAUGACUGUAUUGCCACUUAGCUAAAGACUUCUUGAUCAAAAUGUGAGCUCAUUUAUCUUCCUAUGAAGCAUAAAAGUGGCUUUCCUGUUUGCAUGUUUUCCCUCAAAGCUAAACCAUGUACUAGUCUAGCUCAUAUUAAUAUUAAGACCAUACCUGAUGGGUCUCAGACUCAUUUCCCUAUUCCCUAUUGUUGGAGAGUUGCUCCCCAGAAAUGGUAACUUUGGAUUAGUAUUACAUAAAUCCAGCUGUAAAACUGACAGUGAAUUAGUCUGUCGUCACUCUGCCCGGACAUCCAUCCUUCCUGUGUCCUUUCAUCAUCCCCAUCCUGUCCACAUCUUGCACAAGAUGAUGCUUGUGCCCAUGCGGCAAUAACUGGACAUGAAAUACCAUCUUUUGGCAUUUGUUGAAAACUCCAAAUGCCUAAUAAUGUUUUUUUUAAUGAGCAUUUUUACAAGUAUACCAAAUUGGAUCAGCAUUACUGUUCAUUAUAAGGCUAUAUAUAUUUUUGAAGCAACAUACUAUAGUUGUUAUAAAACUAGAUUCUCUAAAGUGUUACCGUAAAUUCAUUUGACCUUUACUGCAAAAAAAAAAAAAAAAAUACCGUUUUUAUAUAGAGUAUCAAGACAAGGCUCAGUCUGUAACAAAUAGUGGACCAUUACAGAAGAGGAAAGGAAAAAGCUGGGACUGAGCAGUGAGAAGCUUCAGUUCAAUUUCACCUCAUAUCUUUCUAAUAACUUACUUGUCACUUUAUUACCUUCCAGUAAUGUGAAUGCUGCUGACAAGACUGUCACACUAACAGCAGACAACACCCUCUCUGCUUCAGCCCCAGCUCUCCUGGCUACUUAUUGCCCUGGCCCUGAAGGGACACAAACUAAUAGUGUGCUUUCCAGUUCAGCACUUGGCCAUCAAAUAUAAAAGGAUGCGUAAUUGCCUGUUUAUCCCUUGUGAAGGGGAAAUUGAGUACAAGGACUCCGCUUUCCCACUGAGUUCCCUGAUGUACACACACGUUCACAGUUCUCCCUCUCUCUCCCUUUCUCUCUCUCUUCCUCACUCUUUCUCCACCCCUCCCUUCCUCCUUCUUUCCCUCUCCUCUUCUUACUUCUUGCUUCUCUCCCUCCCUCUCUGCCCUCCCAACACACAAGCAAAUGCCUACUGAACUGCACCUUUGGUGAACCCAAGGCUGCCUCUCCAUGCCCUCUCCAGCUGUUAAGUGGACAGUAACAAGAUGACUUCUUAAAUAAAGGGUCAGUAGAGAGACCCUGUGACAGAAUUCUUUGUGUCUUUAGAAUCUUAAGUAUUGCAAUUCCAUGCCCACUCAUUGGAGGGUAUAGGGUGUCGCCCUAUAACUCGAGCAACAUUUCCCGCAAGGCAGUGGCAUGGGAAGAUUAGAUCACUCCAUAUUCUGGAAGGAAAGCAUUAAAAUAUUUUUCUUUCCCUUCACAAAGUGCACAUGUUGGAAACAGACUGGUUGUGCCUGGUGGUAAAAGUUGUUGUUGUUUUAGCUUUGGCAGCCAACCAUUGGUCUAAAUGUACACGCAUAUCUUGAAAUGACAACAACCUCCGAAUGCAUAGUGUAACACGACAGAUUAACCUUCGUUUUGUUACACUGGACUGACAAUCUAAAAAAAAAGUGGCGGGGAGGGGGGAGCAUGGGGCUUGUUAUUUUAAUCACGAAAACAGGGACUACCCUGUGUGUAAAAGGUAAAAUUCUCCACGUUAGGAGAAUGUUGGUAACUACGAGUACAGUGAGCUUUACAAAAUCAAGUGGGGACAAAAGGUACAAAAUAGGAACACAUGAAAAUGCUGCAUUCCAAAAUACCUUGAGCCCAAAUUGUGUGUAAGUAUUAGCUGCUAUUUUGGUAUAGUGAACUCCUUUGAUCUACUAAAAUGAUGGUUGAGAAGUGGCUAGUUAGUGACCACAUGAAGCGCAAGAUCGAUCCGAUCCGCGCGUCCUCCUUGCGGAACCCGGGGACCCCACGCUUCCUUCCAGCCGUCUGGCGGCAGGUCUGGCAGAAGGUGUCGGUGCUGCAGUCACAUUGCAAAUAUAUUUGUCAACUGAACGAGACUCAUGCAGGUGUCAUUUUGAUGUGAACAUUUGGAAAGAGAAAAGCCGCAGACUCAAAGAUAGAAAGCUUAACAGGUCCUUGUUGACAAACUCGUGUGAAAUAAUUUCAUUAACCGGUCUGAGGGCUGGGAAGAAAAGCACUUUGAAUAAGGAUUCUUGGGGUCAGAGAAAAAGCAGUUGACUUGAUGUUUUUUAAGUUCCCCCAAAUGUAUAUAGUACAAUCAUUUAUCAAACAUCAUCAUAGAAUCUUAAAUUAAUUAAAAACUCCAUUGCCAAAAUUGCACAGAAUUGCUUAACUUAAUAUUAGCUUUUCCCCUUGAAAUAACAGGGAUGUUUGAGGACAUUUCUAAUUUUCUUAAUGCUUUUUUUAAGUUUCAUUUUUAAAAAAGAAUCUUUGAAGGGAAGGAAGAGCAGGAAAAAAAAGGUAUUUUAACAAAAAUGGAGAGUAGAUAGUAUAAAAAUAUAUUUGUUGAAAAGAGAAUAUCUAAGUGCUAUACCAAGACUUUAUAAGGCUUCCUGUUGCCAAAUGUGAUGUUGAAAUAAUGCACAACAAAGAUGGCGAAUUGAUCCAUUAUUAACCGGCCCUGCCCACUUCUGUUGCGGAUCGCAAGGAUGGAAAGGUGACUCUGGGGAGCCCCUGGAUAAGUGAGAGAGGCCCUCUCACCUGGCCCUGCAAGUGUUUUCCAAAAGAGGGGGAGAAAACCCCACCCUGUUGGUAGUGCCACCUGCAAGGUGAGCUGACCUGGUGCAGUGUCAGUGGAAGCCUCGCUGCCUUCCACGCUAGGAGACAAACCAUCCCCCGCCCCCCUGUGAAUCAGUGCAGUAACGCUGAGAAGCACUGAUUCAUGAGGUAUGAUGCUCCUGCACUCCCAGACAAUGUGCUGAGUUAAUAGGUUCACUUGAGAUGUAUAAACCAAGGUUGAUUGUUUAUUUUUUUUCAUCUAGUACUCAAUUUGGAGCGUUUUUGCAUGUCUCUGUACAGAGUAAUCCGUUCGUCUCAUUGCCUAUCUUAAUCUCCCCUGACUUUUCCAUUAUCUUUCCACUCCCGCCCUUUGCUCUUCUUCUGAUCUCACCCCCUCCCCUUAAAAAAAGUCUUUUCUUAAACAAGAAGGUAGAACACUCCCCACUUCAUCCUGAUUUUGAUCGCUUUGGAAACAUUUGUGUGUUCUACCCUGUCCAGGGUUUACAUAACAUGAAUUAAGUGAAUGAGAUGUUCUAGUAUUAUGUAUUAACCUGAUAUGACUAUCUAAGAUUCAUAAUAUAUGGUGCACUCGCUUUCUUGUGCAAACUUUGGUUCAGCUGCCCUGCAGAGAAAUCUUACCAUUUUCCUACCGGUACCAGUAAAAAAACAAAAACAAACAAACAAACAAACAAAAAAAACAGUGCAGGAGAGCUAAAUGUGGGUAGGUGGAAGUCAGAGGGUCGAGGAAAUUCGAGGAACCAGGAGGAGACUUUGGUCUGAGGCCACCUGGGCCUUUCCUUAAUGAUGGAGGCAAGUUGGGGCUCUGGGAAAGAAAGCUCUCUGUUCUCCUUUGUGGAUCAUGCAGCAGUCUUUCUAGAAGUAGCAAGAUCCCUCACACAGUUGGGAGAACAUGUAACUUUCUAAUUCACCCCAAACCCACCGCUGUGUCUCAGUAACAAAAACAUUUGACUCAACCUGCAUAUUUGACAGCAAGAGUGGCCAAAGGGAAUUGAAAUAUCUUGAGGAAAAGGAAUUUUCACCAAGGUAUGUCCUUUCCCUCCCCCACCCUCCCAAAUUUGGGGGGUCUAUGCGGUUUUUUUCUGUUGUUCUCAUCUGCAUCAAACCAGUCUCUUCCGCUAAGUAAAGCCUGUCGCAGAACCAAAGUCUGUACCACAAAUGGUAGUCACCCUGAUGUAAUAAUACUCGUGAUGUCGGUAGCUUCAUAAAUACUGUAUGUACCUUGAACAAGGUUUUUGUUUUGUUUUGUUUUGCUUUUUGGUUUGUUUUGAUUAGUAGUCUAAGGGAAUUAAAAAUUUUUUAUUUACUACUUCCUUUGUUGUAUUUUCUGUACUAUAACUGUCUACAGUAUGUCUUUUGCAUAAAAUGCAUAAGGGUUUGGGGAUGUAAAUGGAAUUUUAUUCAUAUUUUGUCCAAAUACCUCUUGUAAUUUGUAUCAGAAUUCUUGUACAAUUUUUAUAUUAAAGAUUUAUCAGUCACUGA